AUGAAGAAAUUUAUGACCACAAAAACGCCGGUGGCCACCAAAACACCGGUGGCACCAUCACCCACGCCAUCCUCCCUGUUCUCCUUCGAGGCCAUGCUCCGGAAGGCCAAUCGAACCGAACCGAACCCCGGAACGGACACUCCGGAACGGGUGGAACCACCCGAAGGGGUUGCAUUACCACCCCCAACACCCACGGUGAUCCUUGCGGUGGCGACAACCGAACGUGUCCUGCAAAAUCCGGUUCCCGGGGUGAUGAAUAUCGAGUCCGGUUCGCUUAAGGACACGAAGGAUGCGAAAGGAUGCUCGCUGGGACGAACGCCAACGGGAACACCGUCAUCUUCCCCCGUGAAGAUGUGCGGAUACCUGAAAAAGAAGCGCAACAAAAUGGGCGGCUGGCGGAAGCUGUUCUUCAUCCUCCAGAACCAGCUGCUGCUGUCGUACUCGUCCCGGGAGGACUACGAGAAGAAGCUCGCCCCGUUUAAGGACAUCAUCAACCUGGUGCCGGGCACAAUCAUCAUCCCGACGACUGGACCUCGCUUUACGAUCGAAACCAACUCGAAAGUGAUGUACACCUUCCGCUGUGACGAUCAUAGGAGCUGUUCGGAGUGGAUCAUGGCGUUGUUGGACAGCCUAAACGUGGUCAACGGUGGACACGGUCCGGACCGGAACUUCAGCUUACAUAACACGUUCCACCACCGGUCCACGCUGCCACUGUCGUUGCCUUCCCGGGGUAAACUUUUCACCGGUGCCAUUAGCUUGCCCCGUGGGGCAGAUCCGGCCAAGGGUGGCAUUCCAGAUCAACGGUUGGGUCCACCAAAGCCGCCCCGGUGUUACGAGCAGGAAGGAAUGACGAGCCGGCAGGUGGUGCAGGCUGGACGGGAUAACGCCGUAGAUGGAGAUGAUCUCAACAACAACGUGUUGGAGGCAGUGAGUGAAGCUAGUGACAAUGGGGACACGAGUGGGCCCUCGAGUGGCCCUUCAAAGCCGUGUGACAAUGAUCCGGUACCGGAACCGGGAACAAGCGAAGACAAAAGAUCUCCACCUCCAGAGACGGUGCUGGAUGGUGAGCAAGGGCGCGAGGACGGGACGGACGAACCCCGGCAGCACUUCUUCCGGUUGCAUCAGGACGCCCAGCGAAGGGCACACCAGUCGAUGGACGUGUGUCGCAUUAACAGCAUGUUUAGUGAGCGAAAACCAUCGUCGAAGGUGAAUCUGGCACCGGAACGGGUUGACAAUCCGUUGGUAAGGUACGUACGGAAAUCCGGUUGAAGCUGGAGUGGGCAUGUGGCCAUUAACAUCUGCUUUAGUUCGCAGUCGAUUGCUGGUGGAGAUGACACCACGCGGCAGACGCACGUGUACGAGGACGUUGGGACGGAUGAUGUGCAACCGGAACCGAUCUACGCUGUGGUGGAUGUGCGUGCUAAAAGAACACGCCGGCUGGCCCGGUUGGUGAACACCGAGGUGGAUGGGAGCGGUGCCGGCACACCGACGGGCAACCGGAAGGUGUCCGUUUCGUUGCCACAAAUUUCGGCCGGUUCCGAGGCGAUCGCGACGGUGAGAAGUCGCAGUAAUUACGGUGAUUACGAGGAUGUGAGCUACCUCUUUGGGGCGCACGGUGCGGAGAGUGACAGUGUGGGUACGGACGGGUCGCAAGAACCGUUGGCCACACCACCGGAACCGGUGUACGAUGGAGACGAGCACAUCUACGAGCCGAUAUUGGUCCAAGACCGGCUGUUGGCCACACCGACGGGUUCGUCUUCGUCCUUACCGGCUCCUACCGAGCAUGGGGGUGUUAGUGGCAAUCUUUGGCGGCACCUGAAACGGAUGCAAUUGCAAGGCUCUCGAAGGCGAUCUAUGAACCGUCCGAGUGGGUCGGUACAAACCGGUGAAAGCCGCUCAGCAGCUGUGGCCGCUCUGGAGGGUUUAGGUCGUCGACUCGACAGCCAUCGACGGUCGAUCAAGAAACGCAUCAAACACCUGUGUGAUCGAAUCGAUCCGGCAGCAUCUUCAAACCGAACUCGGGUCGAGGGUGAGGUGGAACCAUCGGAAGACACCGGGGAGGCUCCAAGUCAACGGCUUGGGGCCAACGAACCGGUUAGCUCGCGUAAAUCGCUCUCACUGGAUAGCUUUUUGCUCGCGAAGGGACAAACUUCUGUCCCGCGAUGCUGA
Anopheles nili is the source of this 2169-nucleotide messenger RNA. RefSeq lists its product as uncharacterized. The transcript has 6 exons. NCBI's taxonomy places the organism in Eukaryota, Metazoa, Arthropoda, Insecta, Diptera, Culicidae. Gene Ontology annotation, cellular component: recycling endosome; trans-Golgi network; early endosome. The record is from RefSeq and is a predicted model, not a curated record. Gene Ontology annotation, biological process: endosome organization; retrograde transport, endosome to Golgi; receptor recycling.